Messenger RNA from Rhodotorula graminis WP1, 1212 nucleotides. RefSeq lists its product as uncharacterized. The annotation marks the transcript as partial. Gene Ontology annotation, cellular component: membrane. The transcript has 7 exons. NCBI's taxonomy places the organism in Eukaryota, Fungi, Basidiomycota, Microbotryomycetes, Sporidiobolales, Sporidiobolaceae. The record is from RefSeq and is a predicted model, not a curated record. Gene Ontology annotation, molecular function: zinc ion transmembrane transporter activity. Gene Ontology annotation, biological process: intracellular zinc ion homeostasis; zinc ion transmembrane transport.
GUCGACACGGCCUUCUUGUUCCUCGAGCUGGGCGUCGGGACUGCAGUCGGCAGCCUCGCUCUCGUCGCAGACUCGUUCCACAUGCUCAACGACGUCAUUAGCCUCGUUGUCGCUCUUCAGGCGCUCAAGCUCGCCGGCAAGAGCUCCGCCUCGUCGCAGCUCUCGUACGGGUGGCAGCGCGCAGAAGUCCUUGGAGCCCUCAUCAACGGCGUCUUCCUCCUCGCCCUGUGCUUCUCGAUCGGCAUGGAGGCCAUCGCCCGCUUCGUCAACUACUCUGAGGUGACCAACCCGCAGCUCAUCACGGUCGUCGGCUGCGCCGGCCUCGUGAGCAACAUCGUCGGCCUCUUCCUGUUCCACGACCACGGCGGGCACUCGCACGGUGGCGGCGGGCACGGACACUCGCACGGCAGCGGCGGCGGCGCAAAGGCGCACGCGCACAGCCACGCGCACGGCGACGUCGAGGCGCACGCGCACUCGUCGGGCGAGCGCUCGCCGCUCUUGCGGCCGGACGACGCGCGCCUCGCGUCGCCCGCCGGGUCGAGCACGGCGGUCGGCGUGCCGUCAGAGGGGAGCGCGGCGUCGGACGACGAGGACGACGAGGCGUUCGCCGAGGACGAGCUGUACUGCCACCCGGGCGAGAUGCGCGCCAACGUGCUCAAGAAGGCGCACAACGCGGGCUACGGCACGAGCGGUGGGGCGGCGCACAACGGGCACGAGGGGCGCGCGCUCGACUCGGGCGACGAGCACGGCGGGCACGGUGGGCAUGCGGGCAGCGACGGCGCGAUGAACAUGCAGGGCGUGUUCCUGCACGUCCUCGGCGAUGCGCUCGGCAACGUCGGCGUCAUCGCGGCCGGCCUCUUCAUCUGGCUCACCGACUACUCGUGGCGCAUGUACACCGACCCGGGCAUCUCGCUCGUCAUCACCAUCAUCAUCUUCUCGAGCGCGCUUCCUCUCGUCAAGUCGGCAUCGUUCAUCCUCUUGCAGGGCGUCCCGUCCUCGGUCCCUCUCGAGCGCCUUCGGUCGAGCAUCUCGAGCGUGCCGGGCGUCAUCAACGUUCACGACCUGCACGUGUGGUCGCUGUCCGAGUCCAAGAUUGUCGCGUCGGUGCACAUCAUGGUCAAGUCGUCGGACCUGGUCAACGUCUCGCGCGAGAUCAAGCAGCGGUUCCACCGGUUCGGGAUCCACAGCAGCACGAUCCAGCCGGAGAUUGUC